AUGUUAGAAAGAGGCCAUUCAGCACUAGCUAUUGACGAUGGAAGCAAAGCACUUGUUUGCUUCGGCUUUCCUAAUGGACCGACUUACGACUACAACGACUGGUUUAAAUGCGAUAUUUUUGAAUGCAGCUCACCUGAAAACUGCUCGACAACUCCUACAUUUUCAUCCCUGCAUCCUCACUAUGCGGGAGGGCUUGGCUCUCACAUGGGAGAACCCGUCACUGUCGGAACAUCAAGUCGAGCAGAAAGUCCUGAGGAUCCAUUGGUUGAUUCAAGGGAACAAUACAAAAUAGCCGAGAAAUUAACGGAAGACGGCUGGAUCAGAAUCGAGAACCAUCCAGUAGGAAGCGAUGGACAUAGCUUUCUCACUCUUCCAUCAGGAAAACUGCUCUUGUUGGGAGGUGUUGUGCGGGUUGAAGGGUAUGACAGAGACUUGCAGGACGAAAUUUACGAGCUCGACCUCCACGAAUAUUGGAAUGUUGUCGGAAAACUUCAAGAGUUUAUUUAUGGUGGAUCUUCAAUGCUUGUUGACAACUCGAUCUUCCUCUUUCCUGGGCAAUGUCCAGAUGGAAGUUGUCCUAUCCAACGACUCGAUCUUGUCGAUGAAGCCAUCGACUCUGUUGACAUCAUUGGCAAUCACACCUUCGAGCCAGAAGGAUGGGGAGCAUCAUAUUUUCCACAGCUCUUCUACACUGAGCAAUUGGAUGCUUGUGUCGCUCCAAGCGAUGUCGAAGAAAUUUGA
Oikopleura dioica is the source of this 741-nucleotide messenger RNA. NCBI's taxonomy places the organism in Eukaryota, Metazoa, Chordata, Appendicularia, Copelata, Oikopleuridae. The record is from the annotation of a GenBank genome assembly.